Messenger RNA from Phascolarctos cinereus (koala), 10358 nucleotides. It is a transcript of the gene GSE1, whose product is annotated as Gse1 coiled-coil protein. The record is from RefSeq and is a predicted model, not a curated record. Lineage: Eukaryota; Metazoa; Chordata; Mammalia; Diprotodontia; Phascolarctidae.
GCUCCGCUCUCGUGUUUCAUUUGCGGCGGGGGGAUCGGCCGCGGCAAGGAGCUGAAGCUGCAGGUAAAGCAGCCUGCUCCGGGGCGCGGAGAGGCGGCCGGAGCCGGGGCCGGAGCGGCCGGGCCCGGGGGCAGCCUGCAAGCCCAGCCCUUCUUCCCCUUCCUGCAGCAGCAGGAGCCGGCGCCCGGCGCCCGGGAAGUGUCCCCUGCGGAUGGCUGCGUGCUGGUGUGCGCCGUGUGCCGCUGCUUCCUGGGCGAGCAGUGGGCAGCGUUCGAGCGCUCGAGGACCCCCGUGGAGAAGCGCAUGUACUGGCUCAAGAGGCCCUACCAGUGCGAGGCGGGCGGGGGCGCUCCGGGCCGCCGCGCAGCGGCCCCCCAGGAGUGGAACCUCUCCUACGCCCUAGAGCCGGGCGAAGAGGACGAAGACGAGGACGACGACGAAGGGGAGGGGGCUGGAGGCGACGGCGGCGCCAGGAGGGGCGCCCGCCCCCCCCAGGAGGAGGCACACGACUCUGAUCUAUCUUCCCUCUCGGACACAGACCACCUCUCAGAGCCAGAGCCCGCCCCAGGCCCGGCCCCCAGGGACCAGGGCAGCCCAGGCUACGGCCCGCCCCCGCCUAAGGAAGCGGGCGGGUGUCCCCAGCUGCUCAAACCUCCUUCAGCCCCUCCCCAGGGCGUCCUCCGCGGACCCGGGACAGGGGUGCUCAUGGGGCGAUUCAGAGAGUGGCCUCCCUCAGCAGUACCCCCCACACAUACUGGCUCAGAUAAUCCCAUCCCUGGAGAAGGGGGUGUGGAGGGGCCAACUGUGCAACCCGAUCCUGGGCGCAAAAUGGGCACCAGGAGGAAGAAAAAAGGAACAGCAAGGCACUGGGUCCCCGAAGACAGCCCCAGUGUCCUGCGGGGCAUUCAAGGCAACUGGCGGGGACCACCUUUCCAUGGCCCCCCGGGAGAUGGUCCGAAGAAUAACAUUAGCUUCUUGGCUGCCAGCCAGGGGCGGGCAUCCCAAACCCCAGGUCCCAAGCAGCUUCCCGAAAGUCACGGGGGGUAUUGUACCUCUGAGGAGGGUGAGAUCAAUAUCACCAGCGAUGAGGAAGACCAGAAGAAGCAGACCUUCCCCAACCCCUGUAGUCGCUGGGAGGUUGCCCCAAAAGGUGGUGGCCUGGCCGACAAGGAGAAUGGGAGCAGCAGUAAUACAGUGUCCCGAGACCCCUGGGCUCCUGGCCCAGAGAACACCUGCUGCUACAUCUGUGGCAACCUUCUAACCCUGGCCUCUCAGCACCAGAUUCAUGUUCAGAAGCAGGAGAAGACUUCCCAGGCCCCUUUCUUUCCUUUCCUGUGGCUGCAUACCCCACCCCCUGGGGCCUUGCCUAUCACCCCUGGGGGCAGCACCCUGGUGUGCUCCUGCUGCUUCUCCUCCCUCAUGCAACAGUGGCAAAGCUUUGAACUGGCCAAUGUACCGGUCCUGCAGAGGCUUUAUGUGGUGCCUCUGAACCCAGGGAUGCCUUCCAAAGGGAGGAGGCCUUUGAAGGAAGAGGGAGCCCCUGCUGGCCCUCAGCAGGAGGCCUGCUACCUCUGUGGGGAGGACUGUGCCCGGGAUUCCCGGACAGUGCCCACCAGAAUCAUCAACGGUAGUGCCAAGAACACUAUGCAUUUCCCUUUUGUGAAUCUCCUGCCUUGUCCGCCCAAUGCUAAAGGACUUAACAGGCACUGGGAAGUCCACAGCUGCCCGAAGUGCUAUGGGGUGCUGGAAGACAUUUGGUCCAUGUAUAGGGCUUGCCGGAAUGAGGAGCUCAUAAACUCAGUGCAGAGUUUCCUGGGGAGAUACCAUCAGGUGUUUUCAGCCACUGAUUCAGGGGGGCUAGCAGUACAUCCCUCAGUGAAAGGGGGCCCAUUGUCGGUGUGCUAUAUCUGUGGGGCUGAGCUGGGGCCUGGGAAGGAGUUUCAGCUCAAUGUGAACCCUCCAAGUCGCUUUGGGGAGAAGGAACCUUUCUUCCCAUUCCUUACAGUCUAUCCUCCAGCCCCCCGGGCCAGGCCGGCUGAUUCCACUGGGCUGGUGGCCACCUGUGUGCUCUGCUACCAUGACCUGCUAGGACAGUGGCUCCAGCAUGAAGGGAGAAGCUCCCACCACCCCAUCAGCGCCUGGUCCCGUCAGUACAAAGUGGAGACCUUCGUCUGCUUCUUCUGCCAGCAGGAGAAGAAGCGAUGCCUUGGAUUAAAAGCUGUGCGGGUGGCCCGGCUGCCCAUGUUCCUCUACACCCUGAGAGCCGGGCACAGUCUGCUUGUAGAUGAUGGCAAGCAUCUGAUCAUCGGGGCUUGCAUGGAGUGUGGCACCGUGGUGUUUGCUGGCAAAGCUCUGACCCACCCGGGAGUGCUGGUCAGGGCCUCCCCGGCUGCUACACAGAAGGCUUCUUCCUCUUCCCUUGAGACUUCGAUUACUACAAAGCCCCCUGUCAAGGAUGUAGAUGUACUCCCAGGGGCACCAGACAACCUGGACAGAAACAACAGGACAGCACAGGAGGCCAUCUCCAGCUCCAACCAAUGCCAGCUGAGUGGAAUGGAUACAGAGAGCGCCGACCUUGGAGGCAUAACAGCUCCGGUGGUCACUUCACAUUGUGCUGGAGAUCUUUCUGCUUCUGGCGCCCAAGGAGGUCAGUCCCAGGGUUGGCCUAGCUGGUACAGAGAGGGCAUGAGCCAUGAGCCAAAGUCCCCUUCACUAGGAAUGCUCUCAACAGCGACUCGGACCACAGCUACCGUCAGCCCCCUGACCCCUUCUCCUCUCAAUGGCUCCCUCGUACCCAAUGGCAGCCCGGCAGCCACCAGCAACCUGUCGGUCCAAGCAGCGCCCUCUUCCAGCUUCGCCGCCGCCCUGCGCAAACUCGCAAAGCAGGCAGAGGAACCAAGAGGGUCUUCAAUAAGCAGUGAGUCUUCCCCAGUCUCUUCUCCAGCAACCAACCACAGCUCUCCUGCUAGCACGCCCAAGCGAGUGCCCAUGGGCCCCAUCAUUGUCCCUCCGGGGGGCCACAGCGUCCCCAGCACGCCCCCGGUGGUCACCAUCGCGCCAACAAAAACUGUCAAUGGUGUCUGGAGAAGUGAGAGCCGACAGCAAGAAGCAGGCUCUAGAAGUGGCAGCAGCAGAGACCGGCUGAUCGUGGAGCCGCCCCUGGCUCAGGAGAAGGCAGCAGGGCCGGCCAUCCCUUCCCACCUCCUGAGUUCUCCCUACCCCUUCAGCAUCCCCCCCAGCUCUGUCGUUCAGGACUCCCGCUUCCCACCACUGAACCUCCAGCGCCCUGUACAUCAUGUGGUCCCCCCCAGCACCGUCACUGAGGACUAUCUGCGGAGCUUCCGACCUUAUCACACGACGGAAGAUCUCCGCAUGUCCUCACUGCCGCCCAUUAGCCUCGAUCCAGCCACUGCUGCUGCCUAUUACCACCCCAGCUACCUGGCCCCUCAUCCCUUCCCACACCCCGCCUUCAGGGUGGAUGAUUCCUACUGCCUUUCAGCGCUGCGGUCCCCCUUCUACCCGAUCCCAACCCCCGGCUCGUUGCCUCCUUUACACCCGUCAGCUAUGCACCUCCACCUGUCAGGGGUUAGGUACCCUGCGGAGCUCUCUCACUUCCUCUCAGCACUGCAGACAGAGCGGAUGUCAAGCCUCACUGCAGAGAGGUUACAGAUGGAUGAAGAGCUGAGACGGGAGAGGGAACGGGAGAGAGAACGAGAGAGGGAACGGGAAAAGGAGAGAGAACGAGAAGCUGAUCGGGAGAGAGAGAAGGAGCGGGAAAGGGAGAGAGAACGGGAAAAAGAACUGGAAAGAGAGCGGGAGAAGGAGAGGGAGCGGGAAAGAGAAAAGGAACUGGAGAGACAACGUGAGCGAGCCCGAGAGAAGGAGCUGAUGGUCAAGACCAUGGAGAAUCAGUUCCUGCCAGUGUCCGAGCUGCAUGGGCUACGGGUCCUUCCAGGAGAGGAUCGGGUGAAACCUCCAGAGCAACUCACACCAAACAGACCAGAGAAACUCAAGGAGCCUGCCCUGCAGACCCCCAAGGCUGUCCAGCACCCCUUACACCCGCCUCCUGCCUCCCAUCACCCAGUGCCCAGCCUCAUCUCCAACCAUAGCAUCUUCCCCCUGCCCGGGAGCAGUGCAGCCACGGCCCUGCUGAUCCAGCGCACGAAUGAGGAAGAGAAGUGGCUGGCUCGCCAAAGGAGACUUCGGCAAGAGAAGGAAGACCGGCAGUCCCAAGUGUCAGAGUUCCGACAGCAGGUCUUGGAGCAGCAUCUUGACAUCAGCCGCCCCCCAGCUCCAGCAGAGCCCGAACAUAGGCCUGAGAACCCCAGACCGGGACCAAAUCGACAUGAGCCAAGCAACCGAGACCAGCCACAGCACUUUGGAGGGCCCCCGCCCCUCAUCUCCCCCAAACCUCAGCACCAUCCCAUGCCAACCUCACUCUGGAAUCCAGUAACCUUGAUGGAAAACACCCUAGAACCACGAAGGGUACAAGAAAACCAUUCUCUCCAUACCCACUCAGCUCCGUUUGAGCCCAGCCGACAAGCCAUCCCCUUGGUUAAGGUAGAACGAGUUUUCUGCCCUGAGAAGCUUGAAGAGGGGACUAGGAAGAGGGAGGCAAGCCUGGACAAAUACCACCCACUCAGGGAGGCUGGGCCCUUGGAACACAGUGGGUAUGCUCACGGGCCCUUCUUGGCUGAACUGGAGAAGUCCACUCAGACCAUCCUCAGCCAGCAGAGAGCAGCUCUCCCCCAGCCUGGACAGUUCCCUGACGUGAGCCUGCCCCCAAAGCCCAGCUCUCCAUAUCGGCCCCAGCUCCCCAGAGGUCCUGACCCCAUGUAUGUUUACGAUGAGUUCUUACAGCAGCAUCGGAAGCUGGUCAGCAAACUGGACCUGGAGGAGCGCAGGCGGCGGGAAGCCCAGGAGAAAGGCUACUACUAUGACCUUGAUGACUCUUACGAUGAGAGUGAUGAAGAAGAAGUCCGGGCCCACCUUCGAUGUGUUGCUGAGCAGCCGCCCCUCAAGCUGGACACGUCCUCUGAGAAGCUAGAAUUCCUGCAGCUCUUUGGCCUGACCACCCGACAGCAGAAGGAGGAGUUACUGACUCAGAAGAGGAGGAAGAGGCGCCGGAUGCUGAGGGAGCGGAGUCCAUCACCCCCAGCCGUUCAGAAUAAGCGACAGACCCCUUCCCCUAGGCUUGCACUCUCCACUCGAUACAGUCCCGAUGAGAUGAACAACAGCCCCAACUUUGAGGAGAAGAAGAGGUUCUUGACCAUAUUCCACCUGACUCACAUCAGUGCCGAGAAGAGAAAAGACAAAGAGAAACUUGUUGAAAUGCUCCAUGCCAUGAAACAGAAGACAAUGUCAGCAGCAGUGACAGACUCAGUGAAAAACGCUACGAGGGACAGUCCCAUUAUCUCCCUGAGCGAGCCGCUGAUGCAGCAAGCCGCUGCAGAUGCAGAUAAACCCAUCAGUACCGCAGCCUCCUUAUCUGAUGCCCCGAAGGCCGCAGAGCCUGGAAGACUUGAACAGCUCAGACCCCAGGAGCUCCAGAGAGUUGGGGAUCCAGCCUCAGAGAAGGCCAGAAUGAGUGAAGCCCAUGGCGGGAAGAAGAGCUUAAGCAUGCUUCAUUAUGUCCGGGGCUCCUUGUCCAAGGACAUCCCCAUCCCACUGUCUCACAGCGUGAAUGGGAAAAACAAGCCCUGGGAGGCCUUCAUGGCAGAAGAAUUUGCGCACCAGUUUCACGAGUCCGUGCUUCAGUCCACCCAGAAGGCCUUGCAGAAGCAUAAAGGAAGUACAGCCUUGCUUUCUGCCGAGCAGAACCAUAAAGUUGACACCUCCGUCCACUACAACAUUCCUGAGUUGCAGUCCUCCAGCCGGAUAGCGAUGCCUCAACACAAUGGGCAGCAGGAGCCCUCAUCUGUGCGGAAGGGCCCCAUUUCCCAGGAGCUGGACAGAGACUCAGAGGAGGAAGACAAAGAUGAAGAUGAAGAAGAAGAAGAGGAAGAAGCCCCCAGACCCAAAUGGCAAGGGAUUGAGGCAAUUUUUGAAGCUUACCAGGAACAUAUAGAAGAACAAAACCUGGAACGGCACGUUUUGCAGACCCAGUGCAGACGGCUGGAAGCCCAGCACUAUACCCUCAGUCUGACAGCAGAGCAGCUCUCACACAGCAUGGCGGAAUUAAGGAAUCAGAAACAGAAGAUUGUUUCAGAAAGGGAGCGACUUCAGGCAGAACUGGAUCACUUACGAAAGUGCCUUGCGUUGCCUGCAAUGCAGUGGUCUAGAGGUUACUUCAAGGGAUAUCCCAGGUGACGUUCCCUUGCACUAGGCCGAACAUAUAGUAUAGAAAUAUUAUCUAUUUUAUUACCUUGAAUAUUUAAUAUUUUUCACUGGGAGGUUUGAAGCUUAAAAAAAAAAAGAAAAAAGAAAAAGAAUUUGAGAAUGUGCCAUGCAUGAAGCAAAGGAUUCUGGGAUCCAGGAAAAAAACUUAAUCUUGACUGCAAUGCAAUCGAAUCACCUUUGUAAUUCUGCAAGCAGCCCAAUUAGGAAGCCCAUAGCUUUUAUUUUCUUUUCAAGUUGGUUUUGUUCUUUAUUGCCCCCUUUAUUGUUUUGGCUUUUAUAUAUACACAUAUAUAUAUAUAUAUAUAUAUAUAUAUAUAUAUAUAUAAGAUGAAGAUGAAGGUUUCAUUACCAACACUAAGACCCAUUCAGUGUUCCAGGAGUGCCUAUCUGCACUUGACUGGAUCAAACCAAUUCUGUAUUCUUUCUGUUGCCAUAUUAGUACUAAAAGAACUGAAUUUCUGCUCAGUAAGGAUGGAGUUGGCCUCCGUCUACCCCACAAGUAUAUGGCUUUCUUCAGUUGGAGAGGAGAUUGGGUGCAUUGUAAGUGACAGGAUUGUUCAUUUCAAUUACUCAAGUAAUUAUCUUCAGAGCAUCAUGUCCUGGGAGCAAACCAAGCCACAGUACUUGAGACUUUCCCUAAGGCUUUCCCACUGGAAAUGCACUUAUCAAAAAAUAAAAUGAAUAAACAAAUGGAGGGUACCUUUUUAUUAUGGGGAGGGGCAGGGGGGGUGUUAUUGUACAGAACUAUACAGAUACACACACACACACACACACACACAGACCCACAAUGUUGUGUUACUUCAGUGGGUUAUGUUUUCAUACAAACACAAAUUUUGAGAGAAAAAAAAAGUCAAAAAGGUGCUUCGGCCUUGUACUGUGUAUAUAUAUUAAAAAAAAAAAACAAAGUUUUGUAUGUUUUUAUUACUUUAAUUAUUGUUAUAAAAAGCCUGCCAUUUUUAAUAUGUGGUUUUGGGGGAGGGUUGGUUUGGGGGUUGGUUUCCUGUUUUGGGUUUGUUUUUUUUUUUUGGUUCUAUUUUUGUUUUCGUUUUUUGUUUUUGGCAAAAAAAAAAAUCUUGCUUUUAGUGUUUGUACCGCUGCUGGUCAGAACAUUAAAAUAUUGAAGCAUUUUAAAGAAUUUUUUAAGAGGCAAAGUAAAAGCUUUCCACUGGCGCAUAUGCUGUCAAUUCAUUUUCAACUUGUGUUGUACCAGAGAAUUCUUUCAAAAGCCAUGCAUCACUUCUAACCUCCCUCCUUCCCUUCCUCUGUUCUUUCUGUUGUUGUUAUUUUUUUUCCAGCACUUGGAAAGUAAAUUGCAAAUAUGACCAGCUGCUAUUGAGUGAGGAGGGGAUAGUCUGUGUUGGGAACAAGAUUAAAAAUUACUUUUGUGUGUUUUGUGCGACCGCGUGCGUGUGUGUGUGUGUGUGUGUGUGUGUGUGUGUGUGUGUGUUUUCAGAGACCUUUUCAGGAAGUAAAUGUUCUGUGAUCUAAAUCUAUGAUGUCUUACAGCAAUCUGAGCAGGUGCAAAGUAGAAAACUUUAGCAGCUUCACUUAGAUGCAAAGUUUUAAAAGCUUUUAAAGAGCCUAAACAUAGAGGUAACAUAAUGUCUGAUCUGAACUCCUCUUCCUUUUUAAUGGAUAUGGCAAGCGCAGGAGAGGCUAGAAACAUGAAGGAAGAACUGUAACUGUACAGAACAGGAGAGGGGAUUCUUUUAUCUUGCCUUAGCCUUCAUCCAUCUCUGCAUUGUUUGGGCAGAUUCACUGUGGAUGGGGAAAUUGGGUUGGAAAGAGGGAUCCCAUUCCCAGAGAACAGAAUGUUUUGGGGAUGUAUAGCAGAAGACAGAGUGGUCUUGUCGAUUUGUGAUGUUUGAACUUUCCCAGUUAGCUAGUGAGCAGUUGAGUUGCUUGGAAUGCUGCUCUUCAAUUGGUAAAGGGUGUCCCGAUCUUUUCUCAGUAUAGAUACAGCUUUCUAGCAGAUGGCAUUAACAUGGUUUUAUCUGUUCCUACACAGUUUGUUUUGUAUGUUUGCCAGGAAUCUUCCAGUUAUUAGCAAACUCAGACAAAAAGGGCCGCCAGUAUUAUCAGCAGUCAACAAGAACCUUCCUUUCCAGAGACAUUACUUGAAGAGAGAUGAAAGGCUGUACUUGUAUACCUCCUUCCCUCAAAAGACAUUGUGAAAUUUGCCAUGUACUCUGUAGGUGGAGCUUGGAGGUAAAGGAGCUAAUUUGCCAAAGACGAGGGCAAAAAGUAUCAAUGUACUUCCCAGAACAAAAUCUGCUUGCUGUUAUCUAGUCUGGAAUUUCUGAGGGAGGGGCCUUUUCCGCUGCUGGCUCUGCUCCAGAGCCCUUUUCCACAGUCCAUGGAAAAACUCGUCCUUUUUUUUUUGUUGUUAACUUGUGGGCUAGCCAUAGCCUUGGCUGAAGGAAACUGGGCAGGGGAAGGUUUAUCAGCUCGUAGGCCUGUGACAUCAUGGAAGAGGGAAAGGACAGCAAAGGACUUCAAGGAAUGGGGCUAGCCUAGAACACACUUCAUUUUAGUUUAUCUGGCCACCAGUUCCAGGCUUUGAGGAAUAUUUUGUUAGCUCUUACCUUGAAUGAACUCUCACUUUCACCAUCCUGGUAUAACAGCAGGCAAGAGAUGGUAUGGUUUCCAAAGGUACCUGUUGAUUAAUAGAUGGGGUUGAGACUACUCUACUAUCAAGAGAGCUUUGACUUCCCUUGUUUCUGAUUGGCAUUUGAGUCUCAGCUUGAUGUCUGAGCUUUCGGUGCCCAUUUCCUUAUGUAGGUCUCUGAAUACUCUUCUUCCUCAAAAAGAAAAUCGAAACCCAUAGAACAGCAAUGACCAUUAGGAUGAGGAACUAUUGAAAUAAAAAACACAUUACUGAAAUGUGUAAAUACCCUGAUGGGUUUUCCCCCUGGUCAUGUUUAGAACAGCACUGACACAGAAAUGAUUUACAAUUAUUUUCAUACAUUUCUAUUCUGAAAAAUGUGAGAAUAUGGCAGUCCAUAGUAUGUUUUUAAUUUGGCUGUGAGAAAAACUGACAAAAUACAAAAUUGGGAAGCUUUUUAAUUUCUCCUUGAGAUGGAUUGAAAAGCAGAAGAAAAAAACUUUAGAAUACAAAAUAGUAAAAGUUCAGAUAUUUAUCGUGAUUGGCUCUAGAUUUAAUGAUGCUCCCUUUUUCACGAUUUAUAUAGAGACUGGUCUUUAGCAACUAGAAAUGGCACGUCAUUUUUGCAGAAAUAAGACUGCAACCCAAACUCCUUAAGGGUACAGUGAUGAAAACAACUGCAUCAUAAGGUCCAGCAGCUAGAUAGAUAUUUGCACUUCACCCCCAAAUUGAAACAAAACAGAAUACUCCUGAGGCUUCUUCAUUCCUUGGACUUACAUCCCAAUGAUGUGAUUUUCCUAUUGCAAACAGACAUUCUGGAAGCAACACAUGGCUGGCUCUGCUAUAGAAGUAAGACACUUAUGGUAGUUCAAUUUCCAAAGGAACAGCUGAUGUCUAUCAGUUGUCUCAGAAAAGAUGAGAGUAACCCAAGAUGUCACCUUCAGUCACUUUCGUAUGUUAGAAGAGGUGACAUUAAUUUGGAAUAAUCUCAAUCAGGGGCUUCAGUUGGAGAAAUCAGUAAGUUGCCCUUUUAAGGAAAUUAAUUUCAUUACUCUAGAAAUACAUGAAGCUGUGAUUCAAAUUCACUUAUGAACGGCAUUUUAAAAACAUUGUACUGCCCCACAGUUGCCAUAUUUAUGAAGAGCUGAAUUUCAAAGAGGACCCAUUUAAAAAAAAAUCUUGUUAUAAAUGUAUCCACUCCAAGUUAUCUCUUAAGUUGCAGGAAGAUUUCAAGGAGCUGCCACUAGAUGGAGAUGGUCAACACGCGCCAAUUCUAGCACUCUUGACUGUAUAUUAGCCACUUGCAGCAAUUCCUAUACUCUUUAAAGUAACAAACGCUGUUGAUUCUUUUUUUUUCUUAAUCCUUUGGUAGCCUUUCCCCAACUUUUGGACCCUGUGCUUUACUCUAAGAAUU